AUGAAAAUAUUUUUUAAUAAAUUGACACGCCGUUUUACCCUACUGCACAAGGCCAUCUUUCAUCAGCUGGGUUUUGAUUUCAAUAAUGAAAUGAGAGAUAGGUUGCUUGUAUUGUUAUUACUCGGAGUAGGGGUUAUCAAAGUAUACGAGGAGUACGAUGAGGAAGAAAAAGAUGAACGUGACCCUAUGGAAUUAAUUAAACAUAAGCAUAGUAAAAGGGAUUUGGAUUCUGUUGAAAAAACUGUCUCAAGCCCAAUACCAAUUGAAGAAGAAACAAUUGAAGCAACAUCUAGGGGCCUUUCACCUAGACUGCGAGCUAAGUGCAAAGAUAUCGAAGACGAAUGUUCUUGCAAACGACUUUUGUGUUUUGGCCCAAAUAGCUGUGAGUGGAUAAACAGCUAUCCGACCGAAGUACUCUCACACAAUGCCACGGAAUUUGUGUGGUUACAUCGCUGUCGUCAAACAUAUUUAAUGGGACAGAAUUUGUGCGAAUGCAAGCGACUAUUAUUCCAUAAGGAGGAUGUCAAGUGGCUGACUCCAGAAUCUACAAGCUUGUCUUUAUUACAGCUUUGA
This is a messenger RNA of Schistosoma intercalatum, 573 nucleotides long. Lineage: Eukaryota; Metazoa; Platyhelminthes; Trematoda; Strigeidida; Schistosomatidae. The record is from the annotation of a GenBank genome assembly.